Messenger RNA from Passer domesticus (house sparrow), 3134 nucleotides. Its product is annotated as TOG array regulator of axonemal microtubules protein 2-like. Gene Ontology annotation, cellular component: cilium; cytoplasmic microtubule. The record is from RefSeq and is a predicted model, not a curated record. Bases 168 to 3134 code for a protein of 988 amino acids. Gene Ontology annotation, biological process: microtubule cytoskeleton organization. The transcript has 22 exons. Gene Ontology annotation, molecular function: microtubule binding. NCBI's taxonomy places the organism in Eukaryota, Metazoa, Chordata, Aves, Passeriformes, Passeridae.
GCGGCAGCAGACGCGUCUGGCUCUGCCUCUCUGUGCCGAGCGCUGGCGAUCGGAGUCACCCGGCCUUGUUCUGAGGCUGGGCACCAAGCUCCUGUCGCUGGCUACACUGAGAGUGCUCCCAAAUUCACACCCAGAUCCUUCUGCCAGGCAGAAGAACAGGUUGGAAGAUGGACUUUACUGGAAAAGGAAAAACCUCUGAAGGAAAAGGCCUGACUGGCUACCCUCUUGCCAAGAGGUUUUCCCUGGCAAAUCCCUCUAUGCUCCUUCCCUCCAAGCCAUUGCCUCCCAUCUGGAAGAAUUCUCCUUCUACCACACCAAGUCAGAUAUGCAGCGGAGAGCAGGAGAAUGGGAAAAAUGGCAGUGGCUGUGAUGAGCACAGGGCAAAAAUACAGGAGCGGAGUUCAGAGGGAAAAGGCCAUAAGGCUGCCUUGCUGUAUUCCAUUGAAGGGGAUAUGAAGAAGGGGUCAUUGGGACUGCCUUUGAUCCCCCCUAUACGCAAGGCAGGAAGUCCCCCUGUGGGCAGUGCUGCGGGGUCCCUGCCAAGCUCCCCCCAGCUGGAUUUUCAGGAGUCCCGGGAGAUGAGGCCAAGACCCAGCAGCAGAAGCAAAGGGAACAAGUCUGAAGAUGCAGGCGAGAAUAGGUUCAGUUCUUCCAAGUCUUUCUGGCCAUGUCCCUCGUCACUGUUUCCCUCCAAGCCAUUGCCUCCCAUCCGGAAGAGCUCUCCUUCUCCUAACACAAAUGAAAUGUACAGCGUGGAGAAAAAGAACAAGAAAAAUGGCACUGGCUAUGAUGAUGAGAGUAGAAAAAACCAGGAGCUGAGUUCAGAAGGAAAAGGUUGUAAGGCUGCCUUGCUGCAUUCCAUUGAAGGGGAUAUGAAGAAGGGGUCAUUGGGAUUGCCUUUGAUCCCCCCUAUACGCAAGGCAGGAAGUCCCCCUGUGGGCAGUGCUGCGGGGUCCCUGCCAAGCUCCCCCCAGCUGGAUUUCCAGGAGUCCCGGGAGAUGAGGCCAAGACCCAGCAGCAGAAGCAAAGGGAACAAGUCUGAAGAUGCAGCUUCUUCUGAGCCUGCUGCAAACACCCAGAGGAAGAAGGGAAAGAGCUCUUGGUGCAAGAUAGGAGCUGGGAUGCCUCUGUUCCCGAGGAAACUGGCUGACCUGUUUGGCUUGGAGACCUAUGUGCCGAAGCCCGACCUUGGGAAUGGAGGUCUGGGCUCCCGGCCGGCUCAGGGGGCCUUGGCCCAGGAGCCCCAGGAGCCUGGCUCAGCCUCACACAGAGGCCUCCCACUGAGCCAGGCCAAGGAGACAGAUCAUCCCACCAGUCCUGGUCUUACGAGGGACAAAGAGCUGAGGGAUGGCUUUGGAAAGAUCCGUGAUGCACUGUGGGAGUUGGCUCAAGAGAACUUAGAGCCAAUGGACACAGAGCAUUUGGUGGAAGAGAUGAAGAAAAGGAGACAAAAGAAAAGAUUCUUGCAGCUUCUUCCUGAGACUGUCGAGCCUGGGGAUGCAGCUGAAGCAACCUUUAGCCUACCACCUGUUGAUGGCACAGCUCCUAGGGUGCAGAGAAAAGACCCUGCUACUGCCUUGAAGAAGAAGGUCUUGAGAAAGCAGGACAACAUGCCCUUACUGCCCAAUAAACCCACCAUCCAUGGAGAUGGCAGCUUCCCACGCAACUCCUCAGUGACCUCGCAGACAGCCACUGGUGCCCAGCGCCGAGAGGAGCCGCUCCAGGGGCAUGGGCAGAAGGACACAGCCUCUCCAGACCCACAGCACUCCUUGCUGGAGGCACUGUCCUUGCUGGGCAGCGAUGACUGGGAGCUGAAGGAGAAGGGACUCUUCAACAUCAAGCACCUGGCUGAGUCCCAUUCAGAAGUCCUGCUUUCCAGACUUCACGACAUUUGCUUGGCAGUUACCAGCGAGGUGACCAAUCUCCGGUCCAAGGUGUCCUACUCUGCAGUCGUCACUCUGGGAGAGUUCUUUGCGACCUUGAAGAAGGACAUGGACUGUGAGGUGGAUGAGGUUGCUGCAGUCCUUCUCCAGAUGGUGUGGAAUUCCCCAGAGUUUGUUCAGAAGGCAGCCUGUCACACUCUGGGGAUCAUGGUGCAGAACGUGACUCCUGCACGAGCAAUGACUGCUCUCAUGGACAGGGGAGUCAAGAGCCGCUACGCCCAGGUGCGGAAGUGUGCGGCCGAGCUCCUCCUGUCCCUGAUGGAGAGAACUGGAGUCACGAAGCUGGCAGGCACAGCCAGGGCUGAGAGGCUGGCACAGGUGGCAGGGACGCUUGCUCAGGACUGUCACCAGGACACAAGGCAUUAUGGACAGGAGAUGGUGAAGAUGUUGCUGAGCCAUCAAAAAUUUAAAAUUCUUCUGGAACGCUCUCUUUCCACGCGUGACCUGGAAGAUAUUCUGACAAGAAUUAAGAAGAAAGGGAUGGAAAUCCAGAAGGGCGAAUGCCCAUCUGUCAAGGAGCCGGUGGAGAAGAGGAACCAUGGCUCCAAGAAGCCCCAGGCCACAUUGCCUUCUAGCAAAUGGGUGAAACUUACCUCUGAUGGACACCUUGUACACCGUACAAAAGCCCAGGUCACGUUACCUCCAGCUGUGGUAGAAAUGGAGCCGCUCCAGAAGCUUUACCAUCUCCUGGAAGCCAAGGGGUUUCAGACACGCAUGGAAGGAGUGGCACUCCUCCUAGACCUGUGCAAAAACAGCCCCCAGCUCAUCUGCACUAACAUUGUCCAAAUUUUUGAUUAUUUUGUCCUGAGAAUAUCUGACAGCCACAAGAAAGUGAAGCAGAAGGCACUGGACGUGCUGGCUGAAAUCAUAGGCCUCCUGGAAGAUGCCCUGAACCCGGUGAUGAUCCCUUUGGUGCAGGGAAUAACAAAGAACCUGAACUCAAAGGAUCCCGGGGUUCGUGCUGCAGCUGUGAAUGCACUGGAAGAAUCCAUUGCUCAUUUAGAUAAAGUAUCACUGCUGAAAGAGUUCAGCCACCAAUGGAGUCAUCUGAGUGGCCAAGCUCUGCUGGAUGUCACCGGGAGUAUCGCAGUGCUUGUGGAGUGGGUUCAUGCCAGGAGCCCUGCAGUGGUCCAGCGCUGCGCCCUGCCCGUGCUCUGGUCCUGCCUGGAGAACAAGGCGCUGCCUGUGUGA